CUCCUCCUCCUCCUCCUCCUCCUCCUAUAGUAACCAGCAGGCUGUGAUCUUGGCAGUCGUGCAGAAGGAGCCAAAGGAGGCGAAGCAGCAGAUCUAAAGAGAGAAAGUCCCAGCCGUCCCAGCAUGGAGGGUAGAACGAGUCUUCUCUUCUGCCUCAUUGCGGUGGCGUGUUCCUCCGGAUCGGCUGCUCUGACGACAGAGUGUGAAAGCGCCACAGUGGCCGACAUCGUCUUCCUGGUUGACGGCUCCGGCAGCAUCGGGGAGAACAACUUUAAGGAGGUCCAGUCUUUUAUCGACAGCGCUAUCGAGGCCCUCGACAUCGGCACCAACAAGGUCCGCGUUGGCUUGGCUCAGUUCAGUGAUGAACCCAUCGCAGAGUUUCUGCUUAAGGACCACAAGAACAAGAAGUCCCUGCAGGCCGCGAUAAAGGCAGUCAAGUACAGAACAGGAGGCACGAACACCGGCGAAGCUAUCAAUUUCCUCCGAGAUAAUUUUUUCACAGAAGAAGCCGGGAGCCGAGUCAACCAACAGGUUCCUCAGAUCGCCGUGGUCAUCACAGACGGAGGCUCUCAGGACGACGUGAAGCUGCCCGCCCAGAGCCUGAGGCGGCGCGGGGUCAUAAUGUUUGCCAUCGGAGUGGGAGCAGCCAACCACACAGAGCUGGUUUCCAUCGCCAACCGUCCCUCAGAGCGUUUCCUGUACUCCAUUGACAACUACCAGGCCCUGAGGAGUAAGAGAGACGAUCUGCUGCAAACUGUUUGCAUCUCUGUGGAUGAUCAGAGGGAAGCUCUGACUGACAGGUUUGGAGAUAUUUUCUUCUUGUUGGACAGCAGCAUAGCUACCGGACAGUUCAACAUAUUCAAGAGGGACUUCAUCAAAUUGAUUGAAAGUCUUAACGUUGGAGAGUCGGCCUACCGCAUCGGCUUGGCCCAGUACGGGCAAAACCCCAAGGUAGAAUUUGGUCUCCUCACCCAUCAAACCAAACAGCAAACCCUGGCGGCCAUCAAACGUUUCAGGCUGCCCCCAUCAUACAGAGGACAACGAAACCUGGGUACUGCUCUAAAGAACGCCAGGAACCUCUUCUUUACCCGUGGGGAUGGGGGGCGAGCACACCAAGGCGUCCCGCAGACCCUGGUGGUUGUGAUGGGAGGCGAGUCCAGUGACUCUGUGUCCGAUGCCGCCCAACGGGUGGAAUCCUCAGAGAUCACUGUUUAUGGGGUGUCUGCGGGUGCGAGCAGAACUGCCUUAGAGUCAGUUGUCAGUUCUGAGUACAUUCUUAGUUCGCCGCAAUUGAAGGAGUCCUUGACGGCAGUUAAAAAGGACCGCAUUUCUGAAGAUUGCAACGUAGCCAACGUGGCCGACAUCGUGUUCAUCGUUGAUGAUUCCGGGAGCAUUGAAACCUCCGACUUCCAGCUGGUGCGCGAUUUCCUCCGCUCAGUCGUGAGUGGCUUCAAAGUGGGUCCCAUUUCAGUCCAAGUGGGCAUCGUCACGUACAGCGAUGAGUCCACUGCGCAAGUCUACCUCAACGACUUUGAUGACAAGGCUGAAGUCCUCCAGUUUAUCAAGAUGCUGCCUCACCGUGGAGGCGGUACGAAGACCGGAGCCGCCCUAAACUUCACACUGAAGGAAAUGUUCGUUGAGCAAAAGGGCAGCAGGAUAAAACAGAAUGUCCAGCAAGUGGCAGUGGUGAUCACAGAUGGAGAGUCCCAGGACGAAGUGGGUGAAGCAGCAGCCAGUCUGCGACGGGCCGGGGUCACGGUUUACGCAGUAGGGGUCGGAGAUUAUGACAAGACUGAACUGGUGAAGAUGGCCACUCAAACCUCUAAUGUCUUUGAGGUGGAAAGCUUUGAAGAGCUGAAGCUCACAAUAAGAAAGCUGCAGAAAAACCUGUGUAACAAUCUGGUUAUCAUAGAUCCAAGCGAAGAGGACAACAAAAAAGCAUGUGUGAGAAAAGACGUAGCGGACAUCUUCUUCCUGAUUGACAACUCUGGGAGCAUUAAUGACCUAGACUUCGAAGACAUAAAGACGUUCAUUCUUAGGUUUCUGAAGACUUUCCGUAUUGACCCAGAUCAUUUUCGCAUGGGAGUGGCAAAAUAUGCUGAUUCUACUACUACAGAAUUUACUCUGACGACCCACAGAGACUUUGAGUCAGUUAAGAAAGCCCUUAUGGCUUUUAGACGCACAGGAGGUGGAAGGAACACAGUGAGGAACACAGGAGCAGCUCUGUUUCAGAUGGCCAAAGAGUUUAGCAAAAACCCCCGUGACCUCACGGUCCCAAAAUACCUGAUCGUCAUCACAGAUGGGGAAUCCGCUGAUGAGGUCACGGCUCCCGCAACAAAUUUAAGGGCGCGGGGUAUCUUCACUUACGCCAUCGGGGUGAAAGAUUCAACCCCAGCGGAGCUACAAAAGAUUGCCGGCGACCCCGAGAGGACCUUCUAUGUCAAUAAUUUUGAUGCCUUGAAAUCGAUCGACAAUAAAGUCAUCACCGACAUUUGCACUGAUGAAGCUUGCAGAAAUAUACAGGGCGAUGUCUUUUUCCUAAUUGACAGCUCUUAUGGCAUCAAAGAGGAAGACUUUCAGACAAUGAAAGAGUUCCUGAAAUCCCUCAUCCGCAAGACCGCCCAGCAUAACGAGUUGCAGGUGGGUCUCAUGCAGUUCGGCUCCGAAAGCCGUCUUGAGUUCGCCUUAAAGCCUUCUGGAAGGAUGGAGGAAAUGAUCUUAGGCAUUGAUGAAAUGGAGCAGGUGGAUGGAGACACGUACUUGGGAAAGGCCCUUGAAAGUGCAUUGCAGUAUUUCAAUGAAGAUGAAGGAGGGAAACCUCACACGGGUCAGAAGCUGAUAGUGAUAACCGACAGCAAGUCGGCCGACCAGGUCAAAGGCCCCGCCAAGGCUCUGAGGGACAAGGGAGUGGUGGUCCACGCCAUCGGUGUGGCGGAAGCCGACACUGACCAGCUGGCAGAGAUCAGCAAUUCGUUGGACAGAGUUUAUAACGUGAGAGACUUUGAUGCUCUGAAGGACUUGGAAGGCAGGUUCGUGUCGAAGGUGUGCGAGAACGUGUGUCUUUUAGUUCAAGCUGACAUUAUCUUCCUGGUGGACACCUCCAAGUCCAUAUCUAAAACACAAUUUAAAGACAUGCAGACCUUUAUGAAGACCGUUGUGAACCAAACCAAAGUUGGCCAGGAAAACACUCGUUUUGGGCUCCUAUCCUACUCGACUACUCCAACGCGUCAUUUUGACCUCAAGGACCAUGACUGCAAACUAGAUGUUUUGAAAGGCAUCGACAUUAAAAAUCCAGAACGAGAUGACACUUAUACGAGUAGGGCUUUAAACUUCUCGCUGGAAUUCUUCGAUGCUAAAUAUGGUGGCCGCAGAGAACGCGGGGUGCCUCAGAUUCUGAUGGUGAUCACAGACGGGGAGGCCACCGACCCGUACGACUUGAAAAAGAAUUCUGAUGCGCUGAGAAAGCGCGGUGUCAACGUUGUGAGUAUCGGGGUGAAAAAUGCUUUAAAGACUGAGCUGGAGAUAAUGGCCGACGACCCAUCCAAAGUGUUCUUCGUGGACAACUUUGAGGAAUUAUCCACUUUGUACAGACAGAUGUCUAACAUCUUCUGCAGGAAAAAAGUGUGCAAAGAGAACGACAUUGUCUUCCUAAUCGACCGGUCGGGCAGUAUCAACAUAGACCAACAUCAGAAGAUCAAAAACUUCACAGUACAAUUGGUGAACCAGUUUACCGUCAGUAAAGGCGGCGUGCAUAUUGGAGUUGGACAGUUUGCAAAACAUUUUCAAAAAGAAUUCUACCUCAAUGAAUAUAUUGACAAGGAGAAUUGUACCGCAAAGAUCAACGAACUGAAUCAUAAAGGUGGAGAAACCAACAUCCUAGAGGCUUUGAGUGAAAUACAGAAAUUCUUUCUUUCGGAAAACGGAGGCCGCAAUGGGGUCCCCAAGACCCUGGUGUUGAUAUCAGAUGGUCGAUAUGACAACGUGAAAGUGUCAGAAGAAGGUGAACAUCUAAAGAGUCUUGGCAUAAAUGUGUUUGCCAUUGCCGUCGGAAAGUACUACCCCUUGAAGCUUUAUCAGAUUACCCGCGUCCAAAACAGGGUGUUAACCUCAAAAAGCUUCGACGAGCUACCAAAGAUGGUGGAAAUGGUGGGGGAUAAAUUGUGCCCCGAAGAACGAGACGACGAGCCCAAACCAGAUCCAGACUGUAGCGUUGAUAUCGCCAUGGGAUUCGAUAUUUCCCGGGAAGACCGACCUCCUGGCGCGAAGCUGGUCAGCGGCCACCCCAAGCUCGAGGCCUACCUGCCAGAGAUCGUCCGCUCCGUGUCGUCGCUACCGAGUCAGUGCUGCGGCGAUUCAGGUCCUGUCAGAACCAACAUCGCCUUUAGAGUGGUAGAUCGAGAGGGAAGGUCUACGUACGACACAGACUUUAAGGCCUACUACAAUGAAACGGUGCAUGAUGUCAUGAAUGAGCCGAUGUCACGACCUUCCUUCUUCAAUGCUGCCCUGCUGGACUCCUUCAAGACGAUGUUCAAGACCAAGUCCAAAGCUAGGGUGAAGGUGCUGGUGAUCUUCUCAGAUGGAAUCGAUCAGGACGUGAUGACUCUAGAGCAGGAAUCAGAGCUUCUGCGACAGUCUGGGGUCAGUGCUCUGCUGACGGUGGCCCUGGAGGGGGCCCGGGACCCCGCCCAGCUGCAGAUGGUGGAGUUCGGGCGAGGUUUCGGCUACAAGCUUCCUCUCAGCAUCGGCAUGACGAGCGUCAGCAGCGCGGUCCUCAAGCAGAUGGACACAGUGACAUCCAGGGAGUGCUGCAACGUCACAUGCAAAUGUUCAGGAAAUGAAGGCGGCCGUGGCUCUCAGGGGCCCCCGGGGCCAAAGGGUCUUCCCGGAUCGCCAGGUCAACCAGGUUUUCCUGGAGAUGAAGGAGUCCCUGGUGAGCGAGGGCGUCCUGGACCGAGCGGACCUCCGGGCUUCGACGGCUGUCCCGGUCCCAGAGGACACAAGGGCUCCAGAGGACCGUCCGGUAACAAGGGCGAGGACGGAGAAGACGGACUGGGCGGAGUCGACGGAGAGCAGGGAAUGACAGGCCCAGCCGGGAGGCGAGGACCAAGGGGAGAUUCUGGAGACCCGGGUAUCCCGGGUAUUAGCGGGGAGAAGGGGCUUAAAGGACAGCGAGGACUCAGAGGAGAUCCGGGAGAACCAGGCGCCGAUAACAACAGACCGGGAGCCAAAGGGGACCCUGGGAACCCAGGUCUACCGGGUAGAGCUGGACAGGACGGGGAGAAAGGCGAUCGCGGAGACAAUGGGAACACGGGUCCAGACGGGAGGAGAGGCUCGGGUGGGAAGAAGGGGAGACCUGGAGAAAAAGGGGAACCGGGCCUUCAGGGGCCCCCCGGUGCUUCUGGUCCACAGGGAAAAGGUGGAGAACCCGGUGGACGUGGACCAAAAGGAUUCCCUGGCUUCCCUGGAGUUCAGGGUCCACCAGGACCAGCUGGAGAUCCGGGAUCAGCCGGGCGCCGCGGAGCGAACGGAGCGAAGGGCCAACCCGGAGACCCGGGUGUGAAGGGGGGUCCUGGAGGGCAGGGAUCCAGAGGGCCGCCGGGUUUAGACGGAAAAGACGGUCUGGGACCUCCAGGACAAAAAGGAGCCAAGGGAGAGUUUGGUUUCCCUGGUUACCCCGGACUACCGGGUGGAGACGGUCAGAGGGGAAACAAAGGAUACCCAGGACCCAAAGGGAACCAAGGUCGAGGGGGGAACUCAGGCGGAUCGGGAACCCCUGGUGAUCCGGGAGACGAUGGACAUCCGGGAUACAUAGGUCCCAAAGGUCUUCCUGGAGGCAAAGGCAUGACUGAGUGUCAGCUGAUCAGCUACAUAAGAGACAACUGUGCUUGUUACGACGGUCAGUCACAGUGCCCGGCCUACCCCACCGAGCUAGUCCUGGCUCUGGACAUGUCGGAGGACGUGGACUCGGACGCCUUUGAGAGGCAGCGCUCUGUCCUCCUCUUCCUACUGGACAAGAUCACUGUCUCGGAGAGCAACUGUCCGACGGGCGCUCGCGUGGCCGUGGUGGCCUACAGCGACUACACCAAGUACCUGAUCCGCUUCCACGAUUACCGCCGCAAGGCCCAGCUUAUCGAGUUGGUGAAGAACAUCGCCUUGGAGAGGACUUCCAAGCGGCGCCAGCUCGGUACCGCCAUGCUCUUCGUGGGUCAGAACGUCUUCAAGCGUGUCAGAGCGGGAAUAAUGAUGAGGAAGGUGGCCGUCUUCCUCGCUAACGGGCCGUCGCAGGAUGUCGAAGACAUUGUCACCGCUGUAAUGGAGUACCGGGCCCUCGGCAUCGUGCCGGCAGUCGUCUCCCUGAGGAACGCUCCCGCUGUUAGUGAAGCCAUGCAGGUGGACGAUUCAGGACACUCCAUCUUCACUGUUCUGAGGAGAGACAUGGCUGCCGACCUGAAGAGCGUCCAGAAUUGUGCCGUGUGCUAUGACCCCUGUCAGCGUCAGGACCAGUGCCCCUUCAUCCAGGAACCAGUGCGGCCUCAGGAGGUUGACAUGGACCUGGUCCUGGUGGCGGACGGCUCCAGGGAGGUGCAGGCUGACGAGUACCGCGGCGUCCAGCAGCUGCUGGGCUCUGUGGUGGAACAGCUGGCUGUAAGUCCUCAGCCCCGCAGGGCGGGCAACUUAGCCCGGGUGGCCGCGGUCCAACAGAGCGGCACCCUGGACAUCAAGGUAGCGUUUGGCUUCGGGGCCUACCAGACCAGCGCAGUGAUGAGGAACCACCUGAUCCGAAACAUGACGCAGCGGGGCGGUUCGUCGGCGCUUGGACGGACGCUGGAGUUCACCUUGCAGGAGGUUCUUCUGAAGGCCGGACAGCCCCGGCAGAGGAGGGUGCUGCUGACUGUGGUGGGAACCAAGACCUCGGUAGAAGACCGAGCUAAGCUGCGCUACAUUUCCCGGAGGGCCAAGUGUGAGGGGGUGGCGGUGUUCGUGGUUACGGUCGGGGGUCGCUAUGACCGGGCGCAGGUGGAGGAGCUGGCCAGUCCGCCUCUUCAUCAGCACCUGAUCCACAUGGGCAGUCUGAAGGCUGAGGAGCAGGGCUACGCCCAGCGCUUCUUCAGAGUCUUCCUCUCCGCCCUCAACAAGAAAAUUAACGCGUACCCUCCGCCUGCAUUGAAACGGACCUGCAACCAGUUGACAGAUGACUUGUAUCUUCGGGACGGACAGGAGACAGAGCAGAGGGACGAGGAGAUGGGUGUAAAGACUCAGUCUGGACAGGUGGACGUCACAGAAACUGUAGGAGAUGGACAAAGCUUCUCAGGGGCUGAACCCAACGACAUCUGUUUCCUCAGCAAAGACCCCGGCACCUGCUCCAACUACACCAUGAUGUGGUUCUUUGACAGCGAGCAGAGGAGAUGCUCUCGCUUCUGGUACAGCGGCUGUGGAGGCAACAAGAACCGCUUUGAGAUGCUGAAGGACUGUGAGAGCCUGUGUCUUACCAAGAGAGGUGGAGUAAGAGCAAGAAGAGAAGGAGUAACAGGAGGAAGUAUUGCAGGAAGCCUCCAUCGUUUGAAGAAAGCUGCUUUGCACUAAUCGUGGAUCAUGAAAAUGAUCCAAUCCCUUGAAGUGAAAAGUCUGAACAGUCUUUAUAUCAUAUCCUGUUCCCUUCAAGUUGUCUCCUUCAUGUUCAGCCAGUUUUUCACAGUUUUGUUUAUUCUUUGUCAUUUUUCCUGUGAAUUGUUUAGGACAUUAAAAACUUAAAUUGAAUGAAAUUGCUGUUUUUAAAGAAUACUGCUUAACUAGAACUAAUGAAGGUUCAUGCCUCUAUUUUCCUAUUAAACUUGAUAUUUCA
This is a messenger RNA of Pungitius pungitius (ninespine stickleback), 7843 nucleotides long. RefSeq names its product collagen alpha-6(VI) chain-like. The record is from RefSeq and is a predicted model, not a curated record. The transcript is spliced from 39 exons. Lineage: Eukaryota; Metazoa; Chordata; Actinopteri; Perciformes; Gasterosteidae. Gene Ontology annotation, molecular function: serine-type endopeptidase inhibitor activity. Bases 124 to 7584 code for a protein of 2486 amino acids.